UGGAUUCCCAACUCUUCUAAAGUCCUUCCCGGCGCUGCGUGAAGAAUGGGCGCGCUGCUGGACUCGUCGCCGGGGGUUAUAGGGAGACUAAACGAGUCACUCGAGGGUGUGGAGAGGUAGGGUUAAUUGCGAGGGUGCUGCGAGGGGCCCCACUGAUCCGGGACCAGGAUCCCAGCACCCCACACCAGACCUGGACUAGCUCCAGGGGUUCACCGCGGGAAUGGAUAGGGGAGGAGCCAGACAAGGCCCGUACCCCUUUACGUCACGUCCGGCGAGGCGGGGCUUCGGGGCCUUCCCAGGGAGUUGUGGGCGGUGGGGGCGGGGGGGAGAAGUAUCGGUUAACCCCUGCUUGGCUGGGCGGGUUGGAGCUCCGCGGGCCGGAACCCGCGAGUCGGGGCUCCCCAGCCACACCCCUCGCGGGAUUUAAAGGGCAGGAGGGGCUGGGCCCGGUCGAAUCCCGAACCUAGGGAGCGGGCAUGAGGCGCUGCCCGUGCCGGGGAAACCAGAGCGAGGCGGAGGCUGGGGCGCUGCCGGGGACAGCCCGCAUGGGACUGGCGGCGCCGCGAGGGGGGCGGCGGCGGCAGCCAGGGCAGCAAAGACCUGGGCCCGGCGCAGGGGGCCCGGCGGGGCGGCCAGAGAGGGGCGGGCCCCGGGCCCGGACCGAGGAGUCCAACCUCCACACCGAGCCCGAGAGGACCGGCCUCGGGCCUGAGUCGGGGACCGACGGACAGGCUGAGCCUGAAGCAGCUGGCUCCGGGGCGGGGACGGAGCGGCCCAGCCAAAAGACGGAGCCAGGCAGGUCCAUCCUCCGGACACAUCCAGAAAGGAGCAGCCACUGGUCAGAACUGGAGACAGCCGGUGACUGGACGGAGACUAGGACAGAUAGCUUUUGGACUGAUCCACACAGGUCUGACCUCCAGUGUCAGCCAGAGAGGGCUAAUCUCUGGGCACAGCAAGGGGUUGAUGGGCCCUGGGCAGAGCUAGAAAUACAUGGGUCACAGACCCAGCCAGAGAGGGCCAAGCCCAGGGCUGAUAAUCUCUGGACCCACCAGAACAGGUCCAGCGGCCGGACUCAGCCAGAAGGGGCCUCUCUCUCAGCAGAGCCAAAUGCUGAUGGCUCUUGGAAAGAAUCGUACACUGAUGGCUCCAGGACACAACAGGAUACCAAAGACCCCUGGACAGAGCAGCAUAUUGAUGGCUCCCAGUUACAACAGGAUACGGAAACAACCUGGAAACAGCUUGACAUCGAUGGUUUCCCAACACAACAAGAUACUGAUGGCUUCUGGCCACAGCCUGGCACUGAUGGACCCCAGACACAAGAUACUCAUGGACCCCAAACAGAGCCUGGGACAGACUGCCUUUUGGGGGAGCCCAACCAAGAUGGCUUAUUAGAGGAACCAGAACACGGGGAGUUGGUGACUCACCUGUACUCUCACCAGGAGUGUUGCCCCCUGACCCCUGUGCCCCGCCUCAUCAUCACUCCUGAAACCCCCGAGCCUGAGGCUCAGCCAGUGGGACCCCCCUCCCAGAUUGAAGGGGGCAGUGGAGGCUUCUCCUCUGCCUCCUCUUUCGACGAGUCUGAGGAUGACGUGGUGGCCGGGGGUGGAGGUUCCAGCGACCCUGAGGACAGGUCUGGGAACAAACCGUGGAAGAAGCUGAAGACAGUGCUGAAGUAUUCGCCCUUCAUGGUCUCCUUCCGAAAACACUACCCUUGGGUCCAGCUGUCUGGACACUCUGGGAACUUCCAGGCAGGAGAGGAUGGUUGGAUUCUAAAGCGUUUCUGUCAGUAUGAGCAGCGCAGCCUGGAGCAGCUGAUGCGCGACCCCCUGCGACCUUUCGUGCCAGCCUACUAUGGCAUGGUGCAGCAGGAUGGCCAGGCCUUCAACCAGAUGGAAGAUCUCCUGGCAGACUUUGAGAACCCCUCCAUCAUGGACUGCAAGAUGGGCAGCAGGACCUACCUGGAGGAGGAGCUGGUGAAGGCGCGAGAACGGCCCCGGCCCCGGAAGGACAUGUAUGAGAAGAUGGUGGCUGUGGACCCUGGGGCCCCCACCCCAGAGGAACAUGCCCAGGGUGCAGUCACCAAGCCCCGCUACAUGCAGUGGAGGGAGACUGUGAGCUCGACCUCCACCCUGGGUUUCCGGAUCGAGGGCAUCAAGAAAGCUGAUGGGACCUGCAACACUAACUUCAAGAAGAUGCGGAAGCUGGAGGAGGUGACAAAGAUGUUGGAGGACUUUGUGGAUGGGAACCGCGCAAUCCUGAGAAAGUAUGCGGCACGCCUAGAAGAACUUCGUGAAGCUCUGGAGAACUCCCCCUUCUUCAAGACCCACGAGGUGGUAGGCAGUUCCCUCCUCUUUGUGCAUGACCACACCGGCCUGGCCAAGGUCUGGAUGAUCGACUUUGGCAAGACCGUGGCCCUGCCUGACCACCAGACGCUCAGCCACCGGCUGCCUUGGGCUGAGGGCAACCGCGAAGACGGCUACCUCUGGGGCCUGGACAACGUGAUUCGCCUCCUCCAGGGCCUGGCCCACAGCUGACCUGCUCGUCCACCAUCACGUUUAUUUAUUGGAUGGUGCCCGUCUGGCUGGAGGGGCCCCGAGAUGCACGUGGGCCUGAAGUCCAGGGAUGGGAAAGGUUGCACUGCACACGCAGGACCAGUGCAGAAGAUGCAGAGGGCCUUGGCGAUCAGGUGGCACCGCACCCUCUCGGGGGCGCGGAGGUCGUUAAGAGCCUGAGAAGCGUGUGCCAUGGCUGGGUCCCGCGGUGAGUCAGAACCAGACUGGGUCCCCUGACCAGCCAGGAAGGCUUCUGAGGGGCCGCAGAGGCCACAACUAAACCACCGCCCUGAGAACACAGUGUACGUGCCACAGGGCAUGGGUGUGACCU
Messenger RNA from Kogia breviceps (pygmy sperm whale), 2883 nucleotides. It is a transcript of the gene ITPKC, whose product is annotated as inositol-trisphosphate 3-kinase C. Lineage: Eukaryota; Metazoa; Chordata; Mammalia; Artiodactyla; Physeteridae. Gene Ontology annotation, biological process: inositol phosphate biosynthetic process. The record is from RefSeq and is a predicted model, not a curated record. Gene Ontology annotation, molecular function: inositol tetrakisphosphate kinase activity; inositol-1,4,5-trisphosphate 3-kinase activity. Gene Ontology annotation, cellular component: cytoplasm; nucleus.